GAAUUGCGUGACUUUGUCUCUAAAUACAAACUUCACUUCACUUGCUCUGCUACGUCUGCUUUGUUCUCUGAAGGCAAAAAACAUCUGAUAAUCUUGGUUUCCAAAUUUCCAAAGCAUUUAAAGGAGGAGGAGGGAUGAAAAACAUCAGCAGCAGCAGCAGCAGCAGCAGCAGCACUACCAUGACCACCACAACCACCGCACAAUCGGUGCCGGACAUGGUGGCUGCGAUCAGAUUCCAUCCCACUGAAGAUGAAAAGGCCGACUUCUUGAGGAAGAAGAUGAAAAAUCACAACUCUCAAGCCUGCCUCUUCCUCCCUGUCAUCGAUCACCGCAAGUUCGAGCCUUGGGAAUUGCCUGAGAGCAUGUUCCCUGAAUCUCCAUAUCAAGCUAAGGCGUGGUACUCCUUCAGCUGGUGUGAUUACAAAUCCAACAAUAGUCCUCGCUUCAAAAGGAAAACAGAGCGAGGCUUCUGGAAGAUGAACGGCCAUCAACGGGAUGUCGGUCCGAAACAUUUCACUUGCAAAAAGAGGACAUUAACCUUCCGAAAAAAGACCUUCCAGGAAGGUCGUAGGUCUAAAUCCGUUACGACCAACUGGAAAAUGCACGAGUACAUUCGCAUUAAGUCUAAACGGGGUUCUAGUCCCCAUCAGGCGAGGGAUCAGCAAAGGGGCCUUGUUCUCUGCGUCCUCAAGUAUAAACCAGCUGAUUCUAAGUCUAAUAAGAAGAAGCUUAAGGGUACUUCGAUCCGUGGUGAUUUUGCUGAUAGUACUGAUAAUCGUGGCUACAUUGCCUCUAGUUCCGGAGAGGAUGAAGCUGCUACUGCUGCUGCAACGAAUCAUAUGUCUCCAGACACGGAAGAAGUUCUAGCAUACAAACAGCUAGAACAUGAUCUGCUUGGUAGUGGAAAUCAAGAUGAUGGUGAACCUGGUGGUGGCAGCUCAUCUGAAUUUAAUCAAUCUCUACGCGACAUGAUUCAAGAGUUUUGGUGGCAGUUAUGUCCCCCAGCAGGUGAAUAUCUGAAUUCACACUUUCCUCUUCCUGAGCCACCUCAGCCUCAUCAGCCACCACAGCUUGGAAAUGCUCCUGAUGUCUGUAGUGGCGAAUUGGUUGAUCCUGGUACCAGUGGCUGCAUUACCUAUAAUACUGAUAACCAAGCUGCGACAAUGAAUCAUAUGGUUUCCGACACAGAAGAAAUUCUGGCAUUCAAACAGCUAGAGCGUGAUGUGUUUGCCGGUGGUAAUCACAAUGGUGGUGAACCUGGUAGUGGUAAUUUGACCUUUGGUGAUGGUAAUGAUGAAACUGGUGGCUGGAAAUUCUCGGAUUUCGAUGAUCGAGCUGCAUCUGAUAUGUUUCAAGAGUUGUUUCGUGAGAUGGGAGAAAUUCUAAAUUCAUCUUCUCAACCGCUGCAGCCACCGCAGCAACAUCAGCCACCACAGCCACAUCAACCACAGGAUUACUGCUCCUCCACACUGCAGGCACCAUUACACACUUUGCCAGGAAAUGUUUCCUAUGUCUAUGGUGAUUGCACAAGGCGGCAAUCUUUAAUUCCAGAUAAUAUUUCUUAUCUGGGAUAUAAGAAUAAUAUUUCAACCUGUGAUCCCAAUGAACAAGUUAGCAAACUUAAUGGUGUUCACGAUCGAGCUACAGAGGAAAUGUUUUCAGAGGCUUUUUUUCAACCACAUGAAUGUAUGGGUCCACCGUUUGAUCCGUUACAAGAUUACUUGCUGCUGUCACCAAUGAACACGGAACUGGGAGAUGGUGUGCAUCCCAAUAACUAUAUUGGAUGCAAUGAUGAGUUGCGAUCUCCAGAUGAUAUGGAGAUUCAAACUCGUUUCCCAUGAAGUUCUUGAUUUAUCAUUGUUGACCAGGAUUAGUAAUUUAGUAUCCUGGGAAGAAACAGCGUACCCUACGUUUAGUGACUCUAAUCUACCAGAGUCACAAGCACGAGUCUUAAGAUGGCAACAGCAACAUAGGUUUAGUCAGUAUUAGUUACUCAAGAAUAGCUAGUGAACAACAAGAUUUAAUUAUCGAAGAACAGCAAGAUCUUAGUUAUCGAAGAACAGCAAGAUCUUAGUUAUUGAAAAACAGCAAUAGGGGACUUGUAAACCCCAAGAGCUCUAGCAAGAGUAGAGCAUCACCCUUAUCUACAAUUCAGGAACUGUAGGCAUUAUGUCCAGGACAACCGAUGUAGGUUACCUAAGCCUAUUCUUGUUCCUUUUGGCCGUUGUAAGAAUUCCCUAGUUUUAGAAACUUGAAAGCUUGUUAGGUGAACAUGUUAGUUCAAAGAACAGCAGUAGAAGCCAGUGUUUGAGAUGUCAUGAGGAAAUCUACUCUCCUCUGACGAGUCCAGAUGAAGUAAAGAUGUCUUUUCUCAGAAUCAGCAGUUGUUUGGAGACCGCAUAUCUCAUGUCAACCAGGCUACGAGUAUUCCUUAGCAAAAUUGUCUUCAGAUGGUGUACUUUCUUCAUCAAAAAGUCAUACAAACCUCAGCAAAAAUGUGUCAAAUAAUGUACUCUCUUCGUCAAAGUAAUACGUACCUCAGCAAAACUGUCUUCAACCAUCAUCCAUUCGCGUCUAUCCACUGGGAGUUGGUCCGAGAAGAAUCCGACUGCAAAGCUGUAUCACAAGACAAGGUCAGGGAAGCUGCAGAGUAUUGCAUUGCUCUUCAUCUGCCCGGGAAGAAAACAAAAACCAUGUCUUUGAAGCAUACGGUUUUGAAGCAGGCAACUAUAGGAUUCUUUCACUGGAGCAUCUCCUCAAAACCAUCGAUCAAGUCCCCGUUGGGGAAUGGUAUAAUACUUUGAUACCAAGUUCUAGUUCUAGCCUCGUACUCAGGCUUCGUUCGACUAUUCUGGAAAUGGCGUUAUGCAGGAUCUGCUGCUGCGACAUGGCUGCUGGAGUCUCAAAUAUAUUACAAUAACCAGGCACCAAUGGUGAUGUACCGGUUGUUGGUAUUGAAAUUUGAGGUUCCGUCCCUAAUGGAGUAGCAAGUACAAUCAUUAUCAAAAUCGGAUGAUUAUGAUUGGUUUAAUCCUUUGAUAACCUUCAGAAUUAAACACCCUUUCUUAUGUAAAUAUUGCUUUACUUAAUUUCCCUGUAUCAGCUGCUGCGUUUCUGUGCAGCAUUUCUGCUUUUCCUGUACUGCUUUCAUGUUGUAUUGUUAUUAAUACUGUUUAUGUGCAACCUUUCAAUUUCUUGGAAUUUCGUUUAUUAUAUUC
Molecule: messenger RNA, 3218 nt
Organism: Pyrus x bretschneideri (Chinese white pear)
Lineage: Eukaryota; Viridiplantae; Streptophyta; Magnoliopsida; Rosales; Rosaceae
Product: NAC domain-containing protein 20
Exons: 6
Coding region: 135-1841 (568 amino acids)
Biological process (GO): regulation of DNA-templated transcription
Molecular function (GO): DNA binding
Source: RefSeq, a predicted model, not a curated record